Molecule: messenger RNA, 1703 nt
Organism: Struthio camelus australis
Lineage: Eukaryota; Metazoa; Chordata; Aves; Struthioniformes; Struthionidae
Source: RefSeq, a predicted model, not a curated record
CGCCGCGUCCUCCCCCCCCAGAAGCACCACCAGCUGCGCAUCAAGAUCCUCGGCGACUGCUACUACUGCAUCUGCGGGCUGCCCGACUACCGCGAGGACCAUGCCGUCUGCUCCAUCAUGAUGGGGCUGGCCAUGGUCGAAGCCAUCUCCAUCGCCGCAGCGGGCGCUGACGGUACCGCCGGCAGGUCGAAGGGGAAGAGCACGUUUCGCCUCUCCAUGCGCUUCAUCGACCCCGAGAUGGAGACGCGCUACUCGGUGGAGAAGGAGAAGCAGAGCGGUGCGGCCUUCAGCUGCUCCUGCGUCGUCCUCUUCUUCACCGCCCUGGUGGAGAUCUGCAUCGACCCCUGGCUGGAGGUACUAUGGAGAGGAGGGUCUACGUGGCUGCAUACGGGCUGUCUCCUGCCCGGACAAACGUCUCUCCUCUCCUUGCUGUAGGUCUUUCCCAAAAAACUCGUGGCCUUUUCCACCUGGAUCGACCGGACUCGCUGGGCGCGCAACACCUGGGCCAUGGCGGCCAUCGUCAUCGUGACCAUGGCUGAUAUCGUGGACAUGCUCAGCUGCUGGCAGGACUACGCCGGGCUCGGCAAUGGCACGGCGCCGCGGGCCGGCGGGGGGGGGGGGGAGGCCCCCCCUUGCCGCCCACCCACACCUCGCUGGCAUCUCCCCGGCAGAGCCGUGCUGGUGCCCUCCAAGUACUCCAUGACGGCGAUGAUCUUUGUGGUGAUGCUCAGCUUCUACUACUUCUCCCGCCAUGUGGAGAAGCUGGCCAGGACCCUCUUCCUCUGGAAGAUCGAUGUCCACGACCAGAAGGAGCGGGUCUACGAGAUGAGGCGCUGGAACGAGGCCCUCGUCACCAAUAUGCUGCCUGAGCACGUGGCCCGGCACUUCCUGGGCUCCAAGAAGCGGGACGAGGAGCUGUACAGCCAGUCCUACGAUGAGAUCGGCGUCAUGUUUGCCUCCCUCCCCAACUUUGCUGACUUCUACACGGAGGAGAGCAUCAACAACGGGGGGAUUGAGUGCUUGCGGUUCCUCAACGAGAUCAUCUCUGACUUCGACGCGCUCCUGGACGAACCCCAGUUCCGGUGCAUCACCAAGAUCAAAAACAUCGGCAGCCCCCACAUGGCUGCUUCCGGAGUGACCCCCGACGCCAACGCCAACGGCUACCCUCGGCCGGGACCCAAGGAGUCCCUCUCGGAUAAGGAGCGCUGGCAGCACUUAGCUGAUCUGGCCGACUUUGCCUUAGCCAUGAAGGUGACGCUGAUGAACAUCAACUACCAGUCCUUCAACAACUUCAUGCUCCGCAUAGGCAUGAACAAGGGGGCCGUGCUGGCCGGAGGGAUAGGCGCCCGCAAGCCGCACUACGACAUCUGGGGCAACACGGUCAACGUGGCCAGCAGGAUGGAGUCCACUGGCGUGAUGGGGAACAUACAGGUGGUGGAGGAGACCCACCUCAUCCUGAAGGAGUACGGCUUCCGCUUCGUGCGCCGGGGGGCCAUCUACGUCAAGGGCAAAGGGGAGCUGCUCACCUUCUUCCUCAAGGGCCGGGAGAAGCAGGGCUCCUUCGUCAACGGUUCCUCUGUCACCCUGCCCCACCAAGUGGUGGACAGCUCGUGAGGACCCCGGGUGUCCUGCGUCCGCUAGGGAACACAGCCACCGCCUCCCCGGCGCGGAGGGGAGACGGCUCCCCGUGCCUGCCGCUCGCA